UGCAGUAGAGUUGAGAUUAUUUAGACAGAGGUAUAAAUCCAGUCAUCUCCACCAUGAAGGCUUUCACUAUUCUCCUCCUUGUUGUCAUCGCUAGCGCCUAUGUUGCUGCUCAGUUGGGAGGCUCUUUAGGAGGCGCUGGAGGAGGCCUUGGAGGAAACCUUGGAGGAGGCGCUGGAGGCCUUGGAGGAGCCGCUGGAAAUGUUGGUGGAGAUGUUCAUGUACCAGAGGCAGAUUCUGGCAACGGUGGAGGUCUUUUGGGUGUUGUUGACAAUUUACUUGGCGGUGUCGGUGGCGGUGUCCUAUGAUCUUCCUCUCUGUGCAGGCUCCACAAUGGAUUCCUGACCAGGACCGGCCAAGUCCUCACAAUGAAUUUCCCCCCUAAUGAUUUAGUUUCCUCUCCUUUUAUGAUUCUUUAUAUCCUCUCUCUAUGAUUUCUCUUCCUUCUAUGUCUCAUAAUCAAUAAAGUAGAAAAGAUCUG
Molecule: messenger RNA, 478 nt
Organism: Hyla sarda
Lineage: Eukaryota; Metazoa; Chordata; Amphibia; Anura; Hylidae
Exons: 4
Coding region: 54-305 (83 amino acids)
Source: RefSeq, a predicted model, not a curated record